Chenopodium quinoa (quinoa) is the source of this 4856-nucleotide messenger RNA. Its product is annotated as histone deacetylase 5-like. Gene Ontology annotation, biological process: chromatin organization. Lineage: Eukaryota; Viridiplantae; Streptophyta; Magnoliopsida; Caryophyllales; Amaranthaceae. Gene Ontology annotation, cellular component: histone deacetylase complex. The coding region runs from base 2299 to 3513 and encodes 404 amino acids. The transcript has 10 exons. The record is from RefSeq and is a predicted model, not a curated record. Gene Ontology annotation, molecular function: histone deacetylase activity.
UUCAAGCAUAAUAAUUUACUUCAUUCAUAUAACACAUAUAAUAAUUAAUAACAUAAUUGUUAAAAAAGGUAAGAUUGAUCCUACCAGCUUACCAAAAACCUCACCUACUAUACUCACUAUCAUGGGAGUGACAAGUCCAAAAACCUACCAACCUUGUCACAACUACCUACUUUUCAUGACCGUAAGGCCUAAAUAAGUACAUCUUAAAAUAAUUUAAAACUUCAUAUAAAGCAUAAACAAGCAGCAUAAACACCAAAAAAAAGCCUAACUAUGUUGUAUCAACUGCCUUGCACCUACUGUCGUGCGUCCUUAUGGCAUCUCCUCUCCAUACAACAAAGGAAAACCGUUGAAGUAGGCAUUCAUAUCCUUGUUAAGCCAUGCACAGAGGUCACGACCAUUGUUGUACAACACAUCCUUGAGGACCCAUUCUUGAAUUGCUGCCCUAGGACCACAUCCUCUAUUUCUUGCAGGUUUGCUCGAUGUCAGUCUUCCCAAGGUAGUCCACCUUAGGGAAAAUGUGGGUGACCAGAACUUUGUGUUGGCUCAUCAGUGGGUGGGCAUCAGAAAGAGUGUCCACACCUAGGUAAGGUCAACAACUCCAUCAGAAAUAUUUGUGAAAUGGGUACAAAAUUACAAACUAAACACUAAACACUAACUGUUGGUUUAACUAACAAAAUAAUUAUCAUAUAAUCCAAGUAUUUUUAAUUAUUCAACUAAGCAUAGCAACCUAAAACCACUUUCAUCAUCGCAAAAAGCCACUUUGAACAUCAUAAAAUAAGCCAAAAAAUACUCCACUUUUAGCAAAAUAAGACAACCUUUCACUUUUCAUGUGAAACACAACAGACCUUUUGUAGUAAAGCAAAAAAACUGUAAAGAAACCCAACUUUACCUAGAAAAAACCAACUUCAUUAAAUUUACUCAAAUCGACAAAAAUAGAGAAUGCACCUUCAGCAAAAGUCAAUUUGGCUGCUUUGCUAGCGUAUCCUUCAACAAGGUUGCAAUUAGGCCACAUGAAAAUUAAUGGCGAGCUCUGUUUCUUCUCUUACUCAAUUUUAUUUAUUUAUUUUUUUUAUGAAAAUUCUACAUCAUAAUCCUCUAGUUUUGCAUUUUCUACGUUGUGUCUUAUAUUUUUGAAAGUUACACAUUAUAACCUUCAGAUGUAAUUAGUAACCAUGAAGUGACCUUUUCGUUAUCCCGUCGUUAACAAAUUUCGUUAUUGUUUUAAUCACCAUUAGUAGGACCCACACUCCACUAAUUAAUAUUUUUGUCACUUUGCGUGUGAAUAAUGUUUUGUAUUGUUAAAGGUUUUGGUGGCCAUUUUGGUCCUUUUGGAACCAAAUUGAUCUUAAAUUUGACAAAAAUAACGUAAACGUCUCGUUUUGUGUAUUAAUAGAUGUCUUGAUUUGUGUGUCAUUGUUUUUUAGUAGUGGAAAUUGUUCAGGUAAGGUAUCAAAGUUUGUUUAAUAGUUCCAAAUUAAGUUCAAUUUUUUUUUAAAAAAAGUAAUGUCUAAUGUCUCAUAAAGCGUGUUAAGAAAUAAUGCAAUUGACAUGUAAAACGAGACAAUUACAUUAUUUUUUUGUCGAUUUUGAGCUCAAUUUGAUUCUUAAAGAACUAAAAUGACUUUAAUACUUAGUUGAACAAUUUUUCGGCUAAAAAAAUAGUAACACGUAAAUCGAGAUAUUUUUAAUAUGCAAAACGAGACAUUUACGUUAUUUUUUCGCAAAUUUAAGCUCAAUUUGGAACCAGAAGGCCUAAACGGUCUGUAAAUCUCAACUAAACAUUUUUCAUCACGUAAAUCGAUAAAAAAUAUUAAUUAGUGGAGAGUAGGCUCCACUAACGCUGAUUAAAACAACAUAACGGAAUUUAUUAACGGCGUGAUCACGAUCGCCAUAUGAUUACUAAUUAUACCUGGGAGUUACAAUGCGUAACUUUUAAACAAAAUAAGCACAAAAUUAGAAAACGCAAAAUUAGAGGACUGUAAUAGAGAAAUUCUGUUUUUUUUUUUUCUUUUUCUUUUUUGAGUUGUGUAAAUGAUGAAGUACAAGUGAUGAAGUUCAAGCCAGCUGAGAGUGAAUCCUGAUCAUUGGUUUUCCCGCGCUAUUUGCUCUGUUUUGGGAGAAGUGAAGCCUCAGGUGAAACAGUUGUAUUCGUAUUACUUUUUUUUUUUUUAUUAAAAAAAAUUCACUUGCUAGUUACCGCUUGUAGCAAGUAAACCACCGGAAAAGUACACUCAGGCCGGCUACAGUACAAAAUUUGCGUGCCGAAUUCGCAGCAAUCUUCAAAGUUAGAGAGAGAAAAUGGCGGAAGAAGCAGGACAUUCCCAGAGAAAUGAACGACGCGUAGGGUUAGUCUACGAUGAACGAAUGUGCAAGCAUGCUACUCCUGAUGGUGCUGAUCAUCCUGAAUGUCCUGAUCGAAUUAGGGUUAUCUGGAACAAACUUUGCAAUUCCGGUUUCACUGAUAGGUGUGUUGUUCUUGAUGGUAAGGAAGCAGAAGAUAAAUACAUAAAAUCUGUUCACUCCAAAACACAUCUUGAACUGAUUCGCAAAAUCAGUUCGAAGCGGUUCGAUUCUCAAAGAGAUGGAAUUGCUUCUCAAUAUAAUUCCAUUUACUUCAACAAAGGUUCGUCUCAAGCUGCUUAUCUAGCAGCAGGGGCUGUUAUAGAGGCGGCAGAGAAAGUAGCCAAAGGGGAGCUAGAUUCUGCUUUUGCGAUUGUGAGGCCUCCUGGACAUCAUGCUGAGGAAAAUGAGCCCAUGGGUUUUUGUCUGUUCAAUAAUGUGGCUGUUGCAGCUAGUUAUCUGCUGAAUGAAAGAGCAGAAUUGGGCAUUCACAGAAUCUUGAUUGUUGAUUGGGAUGUUCAUCAUGGCAAUGCCACUCAGAAAAUGUUUUGGAAGGAUUCUCGUGUUCUUUUCUUCUCAGUACACAGGCAUGACUUUGGAUGUUUUUAUCCUGGAACCAAGGAUGGCGAUCUUAGUAUGAUUGGAGAAGGACCAGGGAAGGGAUACAACAUUAAUGUGCCCUGGGAACAAGGUCGAUGUGGUGAUCCAGACUAUUUUGCUGCUUGGGACCACAUAUUGAUCCCUGUUGCUAAAGAAUUCAAUCCAGACAUGAUUAUAGUUUCUGCCGGGUUUGAUGCAGCUGUUCGUGAUCCUCUUGGCGGUUGCUGUAUUUCUCCAUAUGGCUAUUCUGUUUUGCUGAGAAAGUUAAUGGAUUUUGCCCAGGGUAAAAUUUUACUAACUUUGGAAGGCGGGUAUAAUCUUGAAUCUUUGGCAAACUCUGCUCAUGCAUGUGUGCAAGUAUUGUUAGAAGAAAAGCCAAUCGAUGGAUCUUCUGAGGCUUAUCCACUUGAAUCAACAUGGCGCGUCAUAGAAAAUGUUCGGCAAAAAUUGAGUGUGUAUUGGCCAAGCCUCGCCAAUAAAUUACCAAAAAGGCUAACAAGCCAGAAGGCGCUUGCAUCUCAGGUACUGGAUGGGAGGCCCAAGGAUUUUAAGGAGGCCGAGGAAAGAGUUUAAGAAGCUAAGAACUUUGAUGUGCCUUCGACUUCGGCUGGAAACUCCUUCAAGACCUUUCAGUCCUCUGAGAUGGGGUUUGAGUCUGCCCCACUAUUGGCUGUUCCAGAUGCUACGAGGAACGCUCUCCUCUCUCAUCGAGCCUCAGCAAUUGAGUACUUCGGUGACUUGACUGGCCUCUCCGAAUUGGAGAAGGCGAAGGUCUGGUCCCUUUGGGCCGUAGCUGGAGUGUCCGAGCCCUUUGCUAGAGUUCCAGACCCAUUUGUUGAGAACCAGAAGUUGCUGACGCAGGUCGUUUAUAACAAUGUCAUGGCUAUGGAAAUGAACAAGGAGUUGAAGGUCAAAGCUGAAAAGGCCGCUCUGGUCGAGGCUAAAGCUAAGCAGAGGCAGUCUGAGCUAGUGGCUGAGCUUCGACAACUGAGGGAUCGAUUGGAAGCCAGAAAUGCAGAGUUUUACAAGGCCCAAGUCGAGCUAGAGGGAGUCAAGAGCCAGCUGGUAGUGCAGACUGAUGAAGGUGCUAAGGCUCAGACUGAACUUGAGGCUGCCCCAGAAGCUGCUGCAAGUCAGAAUCUAUACCCAAGAUCAGUACAAUGAGGGUUUUGAGAAUGGCUUUAAGGUAGCUCGGCGCCUGGCCUUUCAUGUUGAUCCAAGCAUCAACUGGGAUGUAGCUGAAGAGUGGUCAAUGGAACCCGGCCACCCAAAUUUGUACGUAGCCCACGAUGCUGAGGUUGCUUUCCUCAAUCAUCUGGCGGAAGCCGAGGCUCGGGAUGAGAGGGAAGCUGAAGAAGCCAAAAAGAAAGAACCUCAUCCUACUUCUUCCUAAUUAGUCGGUGCUGGAGGUUCCAAGGGCCCCAGUGCUGCUGAUGAUGAAGCAUAGGGAUUUGGGCAGUCGUCUUCAGAGUCAUGCGGAUCCACUUGUGAUUAACUGCCAUUUCUGCCACAUUUGCUUUUGCCUUGAUUUUUGCUUCAACUUGCCAUGAAUUGUACAAACUUUAUUUUUUGCUUACUUUGUACUUAGUUCGGCAGCUGUGUUUUUCUCUUGUGUGCGGCUAGGGGUGGACUUCGGUCUGACGGUUCGGUUUGACCUCGGUUUGAGUCGGUUUCGGUUUGGAGCGGUUCGGAUUGAAACGAUUUUAUUUAGCUGACAGGUUCGGUUCGGUUUGGGUUAGUCACGGGUUGGUUUGGUUUCAGUUUAUUUCUUUACGGUUUAAAUUCGGUUUGGGUCAUAAGCAGGUCGGUUUAUAAACGAUUCGGAUCAUGCCGGUUCGGUUUGAUAGGGUCGGUUUAGGGGGCGGGUUUACCCGAGUCGAUGUCAGUUCGGUUUACAAACGGUUUGGAUCAUGCCG